AAAAAUACAAGUCCUCUAUAAACAAUAUCACUCUGCUCACCCUCGGCCCCUCUCUCCCGAUCCUUUCGAAUAACGCUCGAAAAACCCUCCUCUUCUUUCUUUCUUUUUCCUCUCUCUCACUCUCUUCCAAAAACCGCGUCACUCUCUUUCCCUCUGUCAUUUUCUCAGACAAUCGAUCGAACUCUUCCGAAAACCGUACAUCGUAUUGUACCUGUAAAUUAAUCGGCGAUUCGAUCAGAUUGAAAGAAAGAAAAAAGCAAUCGGAAAAAAGCGAAGAUGUCUCUAAGACCGAGCGCCAGGACCGAGGUCCGAAGGAACAGGUAUAAGGUGGCGGUUGAUGCGGAGGAAGGUCGCCGGAGGAGAGAAGACAACAUGGUCGAGAUCCGAAAGAAUAAGAGAGAAGAGAACCUUCUUAAGAAACGCCGCGAAGGACUUCUUGCUCAACAACAACAACCUCAGCAGCAGCAGCUUCUCUCUUCCACCGCCGCUUCGGAGAAAAAGUUGGAAAGUCUUCCGGCUAUGGUUGCGGGUGUUUGGUCAGAAGACAGGAAUGCGCAGCUUGAGGCAACCACUCAAUUCCGAAAGCUGCUAUCAAUAGAACGAAGUCCACCAAUCAAUGAAGUUGUACAAUCAGGUGUUGUUCCCCGCUUUGUUGAGUUCCUUGCUAGAGAUGACUUCCCACAGCUUCAGUUUGAGGCAGCUUGGGCUCUCACAAAUAUUGCUUCAGGGACAUCAGAAAACACCAGGGUUGUAAUUGAUCAUGGGGCUGUCCCUAUAUUUGUUAAACUCCUAGGUUCUCCAACUGAUGAUGUUCGUGAACAGGCUGUUUGGGCACUAGGAAACGUUGCUGGAGACUCACCCAAAUGCCGUGACCUGGUCCUCGGCCAUGGUGCCUUGGUGCCACUGUUGGCCCAAUUCAAUGAGCAUGCAAAACUCUCUAUGUUGCGAAACGCAACCUGGACUUUGUCAAACUUCUGCAGGGGCAAGCCACAGCCUUCUUUUGAGCAGACAAAGCCAGCUUUGCCAGCUCUUGAGCGUCUUAUUCAUUCAAAUGAUGAGGAAGUCCUUACAGAUGCAUGCUGGGCCCUGUCAUAUCUCUCAGAUGGUACUAAUGACAAAAUCCAAGCUGUUAUUGAGGCUGGUGUCUGCCCUCGACUUGUUGAGCUCUUGCUUCAUCCAUCCCCAACAGUCCUCAUUCCUGCUCUUCGCACAGUUGGAAAUAUUGUUACAGGGGAUGAUGUGCAGACUCAGUGUAUAAUAAAUCACCAAGCUCUUCCAUGCCUUUUGAACCUGCUGACAAAUAACUACAAGAAGAGUAUCAAGAAGGAAGCUUGCUGGACAAUCUCAAACAUCACUGCUGGAAAUGUAGAUCAGAUACAGGCUGUAAUUGAGGCUGGUAUUAUUGCCCCUCUAGUCCAUCUACUUCAAAAUGCUGAGUUUGAGAUUAAGAAAGAAGCUGCUUGGGCAAUUUCAAAUGCUACAUCUGGUGGCACCCAUGAACAAAUAAAGUUCUUGGUGAGUCAAGGUUGCAUUAAGCCACUGUGUGAUCUUCUAAACUGUCCUGACCCAAGAAUUGUCACAGUUUGUUUAGAAGGUCUUGAAAACAUUCUGAAGGUUGGUGAAGCUGAGAAAAAUUUGGGUCACACAGGAGAAGUCAAUCUCUAUGCCCAGUUAAUUGAUGAUGCUGAGGGGUUGGAGAAAAUUGAAAACCUCCAAAGUCAUGACAACAAUGAAAUCUAUGAGAAGGCAGUGAAGAUUCUUGAAACAUAUUGGGUGGAAGAUGAGGAUGAGCCAUUACCCCCUGGUGAUGCUUCACAAUCUGGGUUCCAGUUUGGAGCCAAUCAACAUCCUGUUCCUUCUGGUGGAUUCAAUUUCAGUUGAAGGACACAUGGAGUAGAAUGAAGCUCAGAGAUGGGUAUUUUCUCGGUGUUAUUGGGAAUUCACAUAUAGUUGAAGUGAUGCCAAAGUAUGUUCUUAAGAAGUCAUUGAAUAAAGACAAGGGUGUAUGAUACCAUGAAAAAUGUUUGAAGAGUCUGGAAGCCACACAUAUACUUUUUACUUUUCCAUGCGGUAGUUAUUCUUUUUCAGCAUCCUAUUUCUCAGAUGCAAGGGUGAGAGGCAUGCAGCUCCCUAUGCCAAACUUCUGGUUUUUUCCCCCUUUUACAUCAUUCCCAACUUAUGCUCCUGCUUAUGUAUUUGCUUCCUUUAUUAAAGGUCCUUUCUUCUUUUCUUUUCAAUAUUUCAUUUUAGUGAUAGUUGUGGACUCAUUAUUUGGUCUUUCUGAUCAGAAAGACACACCAACAUCAGUUUUGAGAAGGAAAAGUUUUCUCUGGUUAUGUAUCAUUGUCAAAAACCCGAAGGAUGUAUUGAAGUUAAAGUUACAGUGUUCCUUAUCUUGUCCGGUCUUUGCGAAUAGAAUUUGAUUUAUUCCCUAA
Molecule: messenger RNA, 2435 nt
Organism: Theobroma cacao (cacao)
Lineage: Eukaryota; Viridiplantae; Streptophyta; Magnoliopsida; Malvales; Malvaceae
Product: importin subunit alpha-like
Biological process (GO): protein import into nucleus
Cellular component (GO): cytoplasm
Molecular function (GO): protein binding; nuclear import signal receptor activity
Source: RefSeq, a predicted model, not a curated record